CAAAAUCUCAGAGAGACACUCACAUCAUGGCGUACCCAAAGAAUGUCGGCAUCAAGGCCAUGGAAAUCUAUGUCCCAGCACAGUGCCUGGACCAAUCUCUCUUUGAGAAACACCAAAGUGUUUCAGCCGGAAAAUACACCAUUGGACUGGGCCUCCAGUACAUGAACUACUGCACCGACAGAGAAGACGUCUGCUCUCUAGCCCUGACAGCCGUGUCUUCCCUACUCCGCAAGUUCAACAUCGACCCCACCUCCAUUGGACGCCUAGAAGUAGGCACCGAAUCCCUCAUCGACAAAGCCAAGUCCAUUAAAUCAGUCCUCACAACGCUAUUCGAGCCAUCGGGCAACACAAGUCUGGAAGGAGUUGACAAUAUACACGCCUGUUACGGCGGCACUAAUGCGUUAUUCAACGCCGUCAACUGGGUGGAGUCACGGUCUUGGGAUGGUCGGGAUGCAAUCGUUGUUGCCUCGGACAUAGCCCUGUACAAGGAGGCAUCCUCCCGCCCAACCGGUGGCGCGGGUUGCGUCGCCAUGCUUGUCGGUCCGAAUGCGCUGCUUUCUUUUGAGCCAAGCCUAAGAGGUCCCGAUCUCAAAGUGGAGUUUCCCAUUCUCGACGGUUAUGGUUCUAUUGUCUGUUACCUCAGUGCUGUGGAUGGAUGUCACAAGGACCUGCUCCGUCGUGCCAAUGCUGACAGAAACAGGCUCGGAAGGAAUAAAUCAAAAGGUGACUUGAAGGGUGAAGUGAGAAAUGGAUCGAAUGAUGAACAGAAAGUCCUUGACCUCUUUGACUACAUGGCAUUCCAUACCCCAAACUGCAAGCUUGUCAGCAAGUCGUACGGCCGACUCAAGUACAACGACUGUCUGAAUGAUGGUGACUGGGAGGGAAUUCCCGACGAACUUCAAAAACUCGGCUACCAAGAGUCCCUUAAAGACAAAGCACUAGAAAAGGCGCUCGUGGCUGUGACGAAGAACCAGUUCAAGGAGCGAGUGGAGCCGUGUAUUGUUGCACCCUCGUUAUGCGGCAACAUGUACACUGCCAGUCUAUACUGUUCACUCAUCAGUCUGGUAAGCAACAUUGAUCUCGAAGACGCGGAAGGAAAAACCAUCGGGAUGUUCAGCUAUGGAAGUGGAGCUGCAAGCACCCUUUUUGGCCUAAAAGUCACUGGUGAUCUCACGGAUAUGGUCCAGAAGAUUGAUCUGAUGAAUCGUUUAAAGCAGCGACACAUUUCGACCCCAGAGGAGUACGAGGAGGCCUGCGCCCUCCGAAUGAAUGCCUACGGGAGCAAGAGUUACAAGCCCGUUGGUGAUGUAGCGUCCCUGGUACCUGGAACAUACUACUUGGAGAACAUCGAUAACGCAUACCAGAGAACCUAUGUGAUCAAGCAAUGA
Molecule: messenger RNA, 1388 nt
Organism: Aspergillus heteromorphus CBS 117.55
Lineage: Eukaryota; Fungi; Ascomycota; Eurotiomycetes; Eurotiales; Aspergillaceae
Product: hydroxymethylglutaryl-CoA synthase-like protein
Exons: 6
Coding region: 27-1388 (453 amino acids)
Biological process (GO): ergosterol biosynthetic process; acetyl-CoA metabolic process
Molecular function (GO): hydroxymethylglutaryl-CoA synthase activity
Source: RefSeq, a predicted model, not a curated record